UAGUCCGCCGCCGCUGAGGGGUUUGCCAACGACGCUGUCCGCCGAGCGUCCCGAGAGGCGCGCCACGGGGGCCUCAGCCGUUCGGCGGGGAAAAUGGCGGACGGAGAGGCGUCGGGGCUGCUGCUCCUGGGGCUCCCCCCGCGGCCUCCCCCCGAAGGCGGAGAGGAGGAGGAGGAGGAAACUGACCAGCCCAAUGGCACUGAUGACUCUGGGCAAACUGAGAGCCACAAACCAGACGUGGAAAUAAUUGAUGAUGAAGUGAAAAUCGAAAUGGAGGAAGCAGAGCAAGAGUCUAUAAAGGAACCUAACACUAAUCUAUUGGAUCCAUUAUCCAACCCUCUAAGAGAGAAACAUAUUUCAAUUCAAAGGACGCUUGCUGAUUUAGAGAAGCUGGCUGACCUGAAGGAAGGUUGCUUAACCACAUCUGUUUCUGAGAAUGCAGGUGACAAGAAGUUAUGCCCACUGUGCCCUGAAGAAAGGUUCAAGGCUUGUUCUGGUCAUAAGCUCUAUCGGCACAUUCAGAAUCUCCACUGGAAAGUAUCUGUUGAAUUUGAAGGUUACAGAAUGUGCAUAUGUCACUUACCUUGCCACCCUGUGAAACCAAAUGUCUCUGCAGAUCUGAUAUCGGCAAAGAUGGGAUCCCAUUAUCACUGUCUAAUUUGUUCAGCAACAAUUACCCGAAGGACUGAUAUGACAGGACACGUUAAACGCCAUGUCAAUAAAGGAGAAACUGAAUCAAGGUUUAUGUCAGCUCCUAAGCCUACGUGUGAAAUAGUGAAAGAGGCAGAUACAGAUGUGCAGGUUCUUCCUAACUAUACUACCCCACAGAAAACAGAUUCAUAUUUUAAUCCCAAAAUGAAACUUAACAGGCAGCUUACAGUCUGUGCUUUAGCUGUCCUAGCAGAGGAACGAAAACCUUUGGAAUGUUUAGAUGCAUUCGGAGCCACAGGUAUAAUGGGGCUGCAGUGGGCAAAGCAUCUGGGAAAUUCUGUGAAGGUCACAAUUAAUGACUACAAUGAAAAAUCAGUUACAAUGAUACGGGAGAACUGCCAUUUGAAUAAGAUGAAGGUAGUAAUGAAUCUCAGGGAAGAGGAGGACUGUGAUGAAGCAGUGGAAGAAGGAGAAGAAAACUUCCCUGUCAUUGAGGUUACAAAAAUGGACGCCAAUGUCAUCAUGCAUUUGAGAGCAUUUGAUUUUAUCCAUCUGGAUCCAUUUGGGUCAUCUGUAAACUAUCUAGAUGCAGCCUUCAGAAAUGUAAGAAACCUUGGCAUUGUGUCAGUGACAUCAACAGAUAUCAGUUCUCUCUAUUCGAAGGCCCAGCAUGUGGCUCAGAGGCACUACGGCUGCAACAUUGUCAGGACGGAGUACUACAAGGAGCUGGCUGCUAGGAUGAUAGUUGCUGCAGUGGCAAGAGCUGCUGCUCGAUGCAACAAAGGCAUUGAGGUUUUGCUCACAGUGGCUCUUGAGCAUUUUGUCCUUGUGGAGGUGAGGGUGUUGAGAGGGCCUUCUCCUGCAGACGAUACAGCCAAGAAAAUUCGGUACUUAAUCCAUUGUCAGUGGUGUGAAGAAAGGGUAUUCAAGAAAGAGGGCAACAUGAUAGAAGAGAAUCCUUAUCGGCAGCUCCCCUGCGACUGCCAUAGCCGCAUGACAGGCAAGACAGCAAUUGAACUUGGCCCUUUAUGGUCGGGUUCCCUCUUCAACACUGCUUUUCUCAGAAGAAUGUUGUUUGAAGCAGUGCAGUAUGGUUUAGAAGACAUUCAGCCGCUUCUAAAAACUCUCAUCUGUGAAGCAGAGUGUACAAUCCUAAAGCAGUUUUCAAUCCAUGGCCCCAGCAACCAGAACAAACAAGAAGAAUGUGGUGUGAUUAUUAGGACACCAGAUGCUACAGCGGAAUACUUUGUUGUACAUGGGAAAAGAACAGGUAAUGAAGUUAGUCAGAAUGGUGCAAAGCGUCAGAAACUAGAAAGUAAUGCUGAACAUCCUGCAUUUUAUUACAAUAUUCACAGACACAGCAUUAAGGGAAUGAACAUGCCAAAGUUAAAUAAGUUCUUGCAUUAUCUCUCUCAAGCCGGCUAUCGAGUGAGUCGAACUCAUUUUGACCCAAUGGGUGUACGUACCAAUGUCCCCCUGGUGCAGUUUAAAUCUAUCUUAGUGAAAUACAGCACUCCUACAUAUACAGGAGGACCAACUGAAAGCCCUCUACACUCUUCUGAAGAUUCCCAGCCAGUAACAGAAAGUGACUUUGCAGAGGAAAGCAUAUAAUACAGGACCUGGCAAAAUUUGUCCUGACACUAUUAGAGAGACCUUUGAAGAUGUAGGUUCAAGUUGUUUUCAUGUAAUGUUUGCCUCUUAAAGUUAAUUCAUUUUUCAACCA
Molecule: messenger RNA, 2374 nt
Organism: Anolis sagrei ordinatus
Lineage: Eukaryota; Metazoa; Chordata; Lepidosauria; Squamata; Anolidae
Gene: TRMT1L
Product: tRNA methyltransferase 1 like
Biological process (GO): tRNA N2-guanine methylation
Cellular component (GO): nucleus
Molecular function (GO): RNA binding; tRNA (guanine(10)-N2)-methyltransferase activity
Source: RefSeq, a predicted model, not a curated record